AUUUAUUAACUCUCUCAUGCCCUCUGGAGGUCAUAUCUCACUGAUCCAUCUGAGACAUUCCCUGCUCUUUCCACUUCGAUCUUCUUUAUCUUCGCUCUUUUUCUUUACUCCUGGCUCUCUUUAAACCUCCUCUUUCAUUAUGCAUGUGUGAAGCCUGCCUUGCUUUACAAUGACACCAACAUUCUUUAAAUCAUAUUUGAGAAGUAUUUUAGACUUAUAAUAGUGGAAUGGUGGCCACUGGCUUUGACAUAUAAAAGGGUAAGGGAAUUUCAACAUUUUCAUUUGAACAUGAAAAUUGCUUCCUUAAAAUGAUUUUUGUUGGCAAUUUUUUCAAUCACACAGAAGCAAAAACAACAUGACUUUCCAUUUUCUCUUAUUGUUUUAUUGCAUCCUAGUAUAUUGAGCUUUGACUCUUUUGACAGUGUUGCUUAAGGAGGACACCAGCACCUCCUCAAGGAAAGGAAAUUUACAAGGAGUGUUGAGGUUGGGCAGGGAGUAUUUCAGGAGCUCGCUGGCCUAUUGGUCUGGGGAGUUAUCCACUUCCAUAAACAGGACUACUGGGUUGUGCUGAGCCAUCAGAGGGACCCAUAUAUAUCCUAUUUAAUUUUUCUCUCACUCGGGCUUGCCAGUCUUCCCUGUCCUUUUGCCAAGGGUGUUCUGCCCUCGUUCUCGUGUAUAGGGUGUGGACACAAUAAACUGCCAAGAUGUCGGAGAAAAAGAUGACAUCCUCCCGCCGGUACAACUUGAAGAGCUUGCUGCUCUCCAUUGCUGCCGGAUUGCUGGAGGCUGAAGCCAAGCAGCUUGUGGUUGAUAAGGAGACUUACAUGAAUGAGCACGCCCCAUCCCUGGAUCUUCCUGGAUCCACACAGGAACUUCAGGAGUUCCUCAAAAAGCUCCAUCAGUCCAUCGACAAGGUUGAUGAGGAAAGGUAUGACUUGGAGGCCAAGGUUCUUAAAACAAACAAGGAGAUCGAUGACCUGAAGAUUAAAGUUCAGGACCUGAAGGGCAAGUUCAAGAAGCCUGUGUUGAGGAAAGUGCGUAUGUCUGCUGAUCAGAUGCUUCAGGCUCUGCUGGGCUCCAAGCACAAGGUGUCUCUGGAUCUGAGAGCCAACCUGAAACAAGUGAAGAAGGAGGUCAAAGAGGAGACUGCAGAUGUUGGUGACUGGCGUAAGAACAUUGAGGACAGAACAGACAGAAAGAAGAUGUUUGAGACUGAGGCUUAAGAUGGAGGACAGAUGUGUUCUGAUAGGUCUUAAUUUUUCUCUGGCAGUAGUUCUGUAACCUAGCCCCCCACUCUCAUUCCAAUAAAGGUGGUUUUCCAGGACAUUUUUCACA
Messenger RNA from Pygocentrus nattereri (red-bellied piranha), 1335 nucleotides. RefSeq names its product troponin I, fast skeletal muscle-like. The coding region runs from base 705 to 1223 and encodes 172 amino acids. Gene Ontology annotation, biological process: muscle contraction. NCBI's taxonomy places the organism in Eukaryota, Metazoa, Chordata, Actinopteri, Characiformes, Serrasalmidae. Gene Ontology annotation, cellular component: troponin complex. The transcript is spliced from 7 exons. The record is from RefSeq and is a predicted model, not a curated record.